UGCAGUCUGGUAAUCCUUCCACUAUUUUGGCACCAAAUGAAAAAAUAAUUGCAAUUUAAAUAUUGCAAAAAGCUUCAAUUGUUUUCAAUUUAAAAUGAAUUGUACUGUAAAAGAAAUAAGUGGAGAUUUAUUCACCGCAGAUGAAAGUUUUUCUAUGGCGCACUGUGUGGCCGCAGAUUUAAAAAUGGGAAAAGGAAUUGCCGUCAAAUUUCGCAACAAAUUUGGUCGUGUUCAUGUGCUUCAGCAGCAAAACGCAAAACCUGGAGGCGUAGCUGUCUUGACCGACAACUCACGUUUCGUAUACAAUUUGGUAACAAAACAAAGCAGUUACGGCAAACCAACCUAUCAGACGUUGCACAGUUCUCUGAGUGCUAUGAGGGAGCAUAUGUUGAAACACAACGUUACGAAAUUAGCCAUGCCUAGAAUUGGCUGUGGCUUGGAUGGUCUAGUUUGGCCCAAGGUUAAAGAUUUGAUUGAAGAAAUCUUUUGCAAUGAUUUAAUAACCAUUGUCGUUUACAACUAUGUUCCUCCAACAUCGGGAUAGAUGAGUUUAUAAAUAAGAAAAUUGGUAAUUUAAAAAUUACAAUGUUAAUUUGUAUUGUUUUUUGUUUUAUUAUUCCUUAUAUACCUACUUACAAAGUAGGAAUAUGCAUUUUAUUUAAGAAAAAAAUGUAUUCUAAUAACUGUAUUACAAAGUAAAUUUGUGUUCAUACAUAUAUGA
Molecule: messenger RNA, 721 nt
Organism: Calliphora vicina (urban bluebottle blowfly)
Lineage: Eukaryota; Metazoa; Arthropoda; Insecta; Diptera; Calliphoridae
Gene: Targ3
Product: Terminal ADP-ribose protein glycohydrolase 3
Exons: 3
Coding region: 95-544 (149 amino acids)
Biological process (GO): peptidyl-glutamate ADP-deribosylation
Source: RefSeq, a predicted model, not a curated record